Coccinella septempunctata (seven-spotted ladybird) is the source of this 2400-nucleotide messenger RNA. It is a transcript of the gene Cdc16, whose product is annotated as cell division cycle protein 16 homolog. Bases 168 to 2231 code for a protein of 687 amino acids. The transcript has 11 exons. The record is from RefSeq and is a predicted model, not a curated record. Gene Ontology annotation, molecular function: protein binding. Lineage: Eukaryota; Metazoa; Arthropoda; Insecta; Coleoptera; Coccinellidae. Gene Ontology annotation, biological process: cell division.
UUUCGCAGAAACUGAGGUUAGAACGUUAAAAAUUCAAAAGAGUAAGCUUCAAACAAAGUUAAAUGAUUUUAUUAUGAAAAAAUAUUAUUUUAUUGAAAUAAGGAUGUCCCUGCUAAGCCUGCAAUAAAUUCAGCAUUUUCACUUCAAGGGAACAUUGAAUCUGUAUCAUGAAGACUACUAAUGCCUUAAAUAUAAAUGUUGAUAAAUAUCGAAAAUUGGUACAGCAUUAUUUGGAUUUGCAUAUGCCCGAUACUGCCUUAUUUUGGGCAGAUAAAGUAGUAACUUUAACAGAAAACCCUCGGGAUAUCUAUUGGUUAGCAAAAUGUAUGUAUCACUUGAAACAAUACCACAGAGCAGUUCAUCUAUUGAAGUCCAGGAAAUUAGAUAAAACCUAUAUAUUGUGCAAUUAUUUAACAGUUAAAUGUCUGUUUGAAGCGAACGAUCUGAAUGAAGCCUUGAACAUAAUCAGCAAUUUAGAUUAUCAAAUAAAUCCCCAUUUUUCACAUAAUUCCGCCGCUUCCCAAUGUAAUUUCGACGCCCUCCUUUUCGAUGAUAAACCAAAAAACCAAGUAUUCUCUGCAAUAUGUUUUUUGAAAGGGAGGAUCAUGGAAUGUUUAGAGAAUAGAGUCCUGUCAGUGGAAUGUUAUAAACAAGCUUUACAUCAGGAUGUCUAUUGUUUUGAGGCGUUUGAUGCCUUGACCAGGAAUCAAAUGCUUACAGCUACUGAAGAAAAGGAACUAUUGAAUUCUCUACCGAUAAGUGAGCAAUGUUCUUCUGAGGAGGCUGAAAUUUUGAGGUUUCUAUACGAGAGCAAACUCAAGAAGUAUCAUGAAACAUCGGUGGUCCCUAAAAGUACCAUUAAAAUUGCCCGUGCAGAUCACAUGCUCUUGGAUAACAUCCAACUCAACAUAACACCCUGCGUCAUAUCUAAUUUAACCCCAAAUUUCCUAUCGACGCCCUCUGUCAGCACUCCAAAUCUACCCGUACCCAGAAACGAGGAAGAGGCUAAGAGAAACGAUAAAAACGCGAGAGCCAUGGAGACUGAAACGCCUAACGAGGUCGAUAACGCCUGUUUGGAAAAAUUGAAGGAGAACUUAGAGAUUAUUACGACCCAGGCCGAGAGAUACUAUUAUAAUUGUGAAUUUUCCGAGUGUGCCAAAUUGACCGAUCAUAUUUUAAACGAAGAUCCUUGGCAUAUAGCAUGCUUGCCAAUCCAUAUUUCGUGCCAUGUAGAGUUGAAGGACAGCAACAGAAUAUUUCUAUUAGCACAUAACCUAGUGGAUUUAUACCCCAAUUUGGCCAUUUCUUGGUAUGCCGUCGGCUGCUAUUAUUAUAUAACAGGUAAAAGCGACUGCGCAAGGAGGUACCUAAUGAAAGCCACGUGUUUGGACAAGCUUUUCGGACCUGCCUGGUUGGCUUACGGUCAUUCUUUUGCGUUGGAAAACGAGCACGAUCAAGCCAUGGCCGCCUAUUUCAAGGCUUCCCAACUGAUGAAAGGGUGUCACUUGCCGUUGCUUUACAUAGGACUCGAAUGCGGGCUGACAAAUAACGUCAGGCUGGCAGAAAAGUUCUUCCAGCAGUCUCAGUGCAUCGCCCCCGACGAUCCCUUCAUUUUGCACGAAAAGGGCGUCAUUAAUUAUCAAAACCACGAGUUCAAAAAAGCCGAGAGUAAUUUCAAGGAAGCGUUGCAGAAAAUUGCCAAUAUUCACAAAGGUCCGUUGCCCGCAAGAUGGGUACCUUUGUUGAGUAACCUGGGUCAUACGUGUAGAAAAUUGAAGAAAUACAACGAAGCCUUGGAAUACCAUCAUAAGGCACUUUUGAUGUCGCCAAGAAAUGCCUCGAUAUAUUCAGCCAUUGGCUUUGUUCACGCGCUGGUCGGAAACACCGAAGAAGCCGUAGAUUGGUUCCACAAGGCUUUAGGUUUGGACAGAGGCGAUACCUUCAGUUCAACGAUGUUGAAUUGUUUGAUUGAGGAAUUAGCAGAUGAAAGACCACCUUAUGAUGGUGCGCCCAUGGAAAUCCCGAAAUUCAUCCCGAGGGAGAGCAGUAGACUGGCCUCUUUCAGCGAAAUGGACCAAACGAAUACAAACAAGGACUUAUCGAUGAGUUUAGGAAACUCUUUCAGACCGACCGAAGACUCCCAAAACAAUAUGAGCAUGAGUUUCGGGGACAUCCCUCCGGAACCCUCAAGUAUGAGUAUCGAGGUAGAUAUGGAAGUGACCAGAGAUUGAGGUUAGAUCACAAGAUAAAAAGAAAGAACUGAAACGACGGGAAGCGAGGUCAGCGUUUGUCCCUGCGUGGUGGAAGAUUGAAAGAAUUGCGAUUUUAAAAGAGUAUAUAAUUUUUUUCGACUCUUUCGAAAGCUGUUGAAAUUAAAACGAAUAAAAAAUGUUUUAUCAA